GUAGAAAUCUACAGUAUCAAGAUGAUGGAGUGUCACAAUGCUGCAGGUCAAAGCUGACGCUGAAAAGAUAUCUGUAGGUAUAUCCAUUACCCCAAGGAGAAAACAAGAACUACAACUUCAAACAAUCAAAACAGAUUCAUCAAACCCUGAGUGAACCGAUCGAUCGAUUGUCACCCUUGCAUCAAAAUCUCCUCCAAUUUUGCGCUAAUUUAAUCGCCAACUCACUGGCUGAUGUCACUUGGAGUUUGAUAGUUGAUUUUUUGUGGCCAUUCCAUGUGUUCUCUACUUGUUGAUUUUGUGGAGCAUUUAGAUGGCCAUUUCUUCAUUGGGGCAAAAGCGUAAAAUCCAAACAAGCAAGGUGCCACUACUAAUGGAAUCGGAGCAUGUGAUUGAUAUUACAAAUAGCAAUGAAGCUUCCUCAUCUAGGUCAACCAUAGCUAGACCAGUCAACGGGUCAAACUCAAGUCAAAAUGAAGACCUACCAUCAACUAAUGCACAAGCUCCUAUUUCUUUUCCUAUUACUGAUGGGCUUAAUUCAAGAAACACGUCAUUUGCUAGAAGAGGGAAUGGCAAUGGCAGACGUAGGAGCCCGUUAAGUUCUGGUUAUUGGAUAUCUGUUGAAUUGGUUAUAACAGUGAGCCAAAUUAUAGCAGCCGUUGUCGUUUUGUCUUUGUCAAGGCAUGAACAUCCUCACGCUCCAUUGUUCACAUGGGUUAUCGGUUAUGCUUCUGGAUGUGUUGUAACACUCCCUCUUCUCUUUUGGCGUUUCUAUAACCGUAAUGCUUCAAAUCAAGAACCGCAGGCCCGACAAAGUUCUAGUUCUACCAGUCUGUCGGCUAUUGCAUCCUCUUUCACAUCAUCGUCAAAUGGAAGGAGUUCAGAAGGGGACACUCAUAGCACUAAUGGUACAUUGACAAGGCGUCUGACAAUGGCAUCAUUGAGUGCAAGAAUGAAGGUACUUGCUGAAUACUUGAAAAUGGGAUUGGAUUGCUUCUUUGCAGUCUGGUUCGUGGUUGGAAAUGUGUGGAUCUUUGGAGGCCAUUCUUCGUCUUCUGAUGCUCCCAACUUGUACAGGUUAUGUAUAGUGUUUCUUACAUUCAGUUGUAUCGGAUAUGCAAUGCCAUUAAUCUUGUGCACUACAAUCUGCUGUUGCCUACCUUGUAUAAUUUCGGUUUUGGGCUUUAGAGAAGAUCUUGCUCAAAACAGAGGAGCUACUACAGAAUCUAUUAAUUCGCUGCCUACCUACAAAUUCAAGAAAAACAAGAAUAAAAAUGAUAAAGAAACCAACUCGGAUGCUUGUGAUGGUGGCGUUGUGGCGGCUGGAACUGAAAAGGAACGUGUCAUAUCAGGAGAGGAUGCGGUGUGCUGCAUAUGUUUGGCUAAGUAUGCAAAUGAUGAUGAAGUGAGGGAGCUGCCUUGCUGGCAUAUCUUUCACACGGAUUGUGUGGACAAGUGGUUAAAGAUCAAUAAUUCGUGCCCACUUUGCAAGAUUGAAGUGGGUGAGACCAUUUUGAGUUCACUAGCAGAAGCAACUGCCAGGCUGCGACCUAGCCCUAGUCCGGGUAUGUUAAUAUGAAAGUCUGUCUGUUUGAUAAGUGAAUAAUGUGUAUCCUUAUUUGUGUUUUUUUUGUGGGAUGUCCAAGAGGGAUUUUUGUGUUGUUGAAAGUAUCUUAUAUGGUUUCAGAUGAUUAACCUUUAAA
Messenger RNA from Helianthus annuus (common sunflower), 1700 nucleotides. Its product is annotated as E3 ubiquitin-protein ligase At1g63170. The transcript is spliced from 5 exons. Bases 311 to 1576 code for a protein of 421 amino acids. NCBI's taxonomy places the organism in Eukaryota, Viridiplantae, Streptophyta, Magnoliopsida, Asterales, Asteraceae. The record is from RefSeq and is a predicted model, not a curated record.